AUGCCCCGAACACCUCAUUCAGCACUGGACCGCGAUGGAGCUGUAACUAUCUUUACAUCACUCGCUACUUAUUAUAUUAUUUACCUCUUAUUGGUUGCUAUUUGCAUCUCUAUCAACAUUCCUGCCGGUGUUUUUGUGCCAUCUUUUGUUAUAGGAGCUGCAGGAGGAAGACUAGUGGGCGAAAUUAUGGAUUCGUUUUUCCUGAGGGGCAUGAGAGGAAACACUGGCCCACCAAUCUAUCCUGGGCUUUAUGCUGUAGUUGGUAAGUUUUGA
Messenger RNA from Cylicocyclus nassatus, 273 nucleotides. Lineage: Eukaryota; Metazoa; Nematoda; Chromadorea; Rhabditida; Strongylidae. The record is from the annotation of a GenBank genome assembly.